AUGACAAUUCACCCUUUAGCAGAUAUUCCUUCCUAUUUAGGAAUUCCAAAUAUCGACGUUUUUCAAAAUUUUUCCGAAGCUAUGAAGAAUAUUACAACAAUAUUCAAAUCCAAAAUUAUUGCAGAUGGAAUUGCGCUAGUUGGAAUGGUCAAAGAAGAAGAUCAAAUUAUAUUUUCGAUUAUCAAAGAGCAAACUUAUCAAUGCGAUCUUCCAGGUAAAAUACCUAUCAACGUUGUUAAAACUGCUCAAUUUAUUUCAAUCAUUGGCAACAAAUUUUCUUAUGAAACUCAAUUUAACGAAUUUCCAUUAGAAGACUGCCAUUAUUAUGCUGAAUUUUUCGAUAUUACACGUCCGUUUCCAUCCCAGAUAAACUAUUUAGAACCAGAUCCAGAAUUUUGUUGGAAUAUGAGAUGGAGAGAGCCAUUUGUUCGUGCAGGGGUUCCAGAAGCAUGUAUUAUAUUAAUACAAGGCUAUGUAUCUACUCAAAUCUUAUCAGGACAUUCAAUUUCAUUUUUAAUUAAAAGAUCCGCUUUAAAUCCAGGUGUAAGGUAUUUUGCACGCGGACUCAACGAAGUACAUGAACCAGGCAACGAAUGCGAGUGCGAGUUCAUUUUUGGCUCACCAACAGGCGAUAUUUGGACUCAAAUUUACAGAAGAGGCUCAGUUCCAAUAAAAUGGGAGACAGUUGUUAAAAACAAGAUGACUGUCCAUCAUAUAGUUACUGAUCAAUCUUCUGAAGGUUCCAAAUGCUAUUUCAGGAAAUUAAAAGAAAGAUAUUGCGGAAUUCAAACUUUUUGCAUCAGUUUAUUAAGAAGUAACCCAGAAAGUGGCGAAUACGAACUCCAUGAAGCAUUUUCAAAGGUAGUUAAGAAGCUAAACAACGAAAAUUCCGCAAGAUUUAUUUCAUUUGACUUAAACUAUUUUUUGGACAAUGGAGGACACACAAGAGCCAUUGCAGAGUUAUGUAAAUUACUUGGACCACUUGCACAAGCAUCAGAUUUCACUCAUUACCCAAAUGCUUUAGAUUCUUCAGGAAAUUUGAACAAAAACAUCGAACCCGAUACCAGGCAAGUGAUUACAUUGAGAUUUAACUGUGCAGAUUCAUUAGAUAGAACCAAUGUCGCUGCUUUCAUCUAUUCCUGUGCGAUAACAACAUUUUUGAUGCAAAAACAAAAUUUAAUUCAAAAUUUAGACACUUUUUCUUUUGAAUCCCUUCAAAAAAUCAAACCAGAAGUCAUUGAAUAUCUCGCCGAAGCGUAUGUUAAAUCGGGAGAUGUUGUUAGUUUAUUGUACACUAACACAGUUGCAGCGAAAACAUCGAUUAUUCGCCAAUAUUCUCCAUUUUUGGAUGAAGCAUCGAGUGACGCAACAAUUUCAGUUAAAAGAAGAUUUAAUAAUAUGGUGAGUGAUCCACAAAGGGAAGUUUUGUUCGAAAAAUGGACGAAUUACGAUAAAAACGAAAUUGGCGACAAAUUUGUUUUAGAUCAUACGAAAAUACAAAUUUUGUCGAGAGGUUUUCCAAUUGAUGUACUUAUUUUAAAUGAAAAUGAUAUUGUUGAUACAACAAUGAACUCUUUUAGUAUCAUUUUACCUUAUUCCACUAAAUUAACAGCGAUUUAUUAUUACGCGACUGUUAAUUCCGAAAAAAAUCAUCCGAGAAACUUGUUUAUUCAAGGCCAAGACAAGAGUCAGAUGAAAACAGUUAAGUUGCCAAUGACUAAUGAAAACACAGUAAUAAGAAUACCUAUUGACGAAAUCGAUGAUAGAAAUUUGGAUUUCAUUUUUCAUCCUCAAAUUCAAAAAAUUUCUGUUGGAAAAAUUUUGUUUGAAGUGAAAAAAGUUCAAGAUUUUUAUCAGUACCAAGUUGAUUUUUCUCAACAAAACAAAGAGAACUUUAACUUGUACAAGGAUUUCAUUGUAACAACAAUGCAAGAAAUUGCAUUUCCUACAAGACAAUUCCAAGAUAUUGAAUUGCAAAGAUUGAAAAUGAAUUUGUCAAGGGAAUUCGAUAUGAAUAUUAAAUUGUCUAUACCUUUGGAUCCUUACAAAUUGUCACAAUAUAAUUCUUCAACUUGUUAUUUAUGCGGAAACAAAAAUGCGUCAAAUAUUUUUUGUUUUUCUGAAUUAAUUAAAAAUAGAAUUACAAAAGUGACAAAUCAAAAAAGUGACAACUUAAUUCAUAUUUGUGAUGAAUGUUUAGAGAUGGCGAACAUGCUAUGUAUACAGACAGAAAUGAUGGAAUCAACGAGAUUCACGAAAAUCCACUUGAAAGAAUCUAAAAAGAGAAAAAUUACUUUUUCGAUGCCGAUUGUUGUUACAGAAAAUCCCGAAUCUUUCAUUAUUGGAGCACCUCAAGAGUUGUUAGAGAAUACUUGCGCAAAAGAAGUGUCUAAAGAGUUCAGAUUCACUGUUGUUUUGUCUCAUUAUUGUGAAUUGGAACAUUUUGAGUUUUAUGUUUCGAAAUUCAGCCAAAACAUGUCAAUAACAAUAAUUGUUGAUGAAAAAUUGAUUCCUUUGGUGAUAUAUGAAAAGGAUCCUGGUGUUAUAUGGGCAGGAAUACAAAAGGUUGUUGUUACAGAUAUCUGUGACAUAAUUUUCAGAACAAAUGAAAAAUUUGUUUUGUCUGGAUUCCAAAUUCACGGAAUUCCAACAAAUAAAAUGGAGUUGAAGACUUCAAGUAAUGAAGUUGUUGAAGAGAAGGUAAUGAAGAAGUCGAGUUCUUUGAAUUUUAAUGUUAAUAUUUACUCGAAAUUGGAAAAUUCUGAUAAAUUCACAAAUCCAGAAAAAAUUAUGUUGAAUUCGAAGAAAUUUGGAGUUUUGGUGAGUGUCAACAGAAAAUCGAAUAGGAAUAACCUUGUAUUCGGAUUCUACAAGGAAGAUGACUCAGAAAUCACUUUCUGUGAACUUUUCACUGGAGAAAUGCUUGAAGAAAGAAAAUUGGUCUAUUUAGUUGAUGCUCCAGAAGGAACGAAAUACGCAAGAGCUUUUUGCAGCGAAAAUGUUUCGAUCGAAUCAAUUUGUUUUAUAUAG
Trichomonas vaginalis G3 is the source of this 3030-nucleotide messenger RNA. RefSeq names its product phosphoinositide phosphatase SAC9-related family. The record is from RefSeq and is a predicted model, not a curated record. Gene Ontology annotation, molecular function: phosphatase activity. The transcript has a single exon. Lineage: Eukaryota; Parabasalia; Trichomonadida; Trichomonadidae. Bases 1 to 3030 code for a protein of 1009 amino acids.